Messenger RNA from Oncorhynchus nerka (sockeye salmon), 1035 nucleotides. Its product is annotated as putative nuclease HARBI1. The record is from RefSeq and is a predicted model, not a curated record. Lineage: Eukaryota; Metazoa; Chordata; Actinopteri; Salmoniformes; Salmonidae. The coding region runs from base 426 to 977 and encodes 183 amino acids. The transcript has 3 exons.
ACCAGGUGUGGCCACUAGCCUAUAUGAAGGCCCAAAAUUGUGUGUUCCUUUCUGCUCUGACAAUGGCAUGCCCAUUCGUGCGAGAUGUGGUGGAUGAAGAAGCACUUGUGCUGAGGAGAGCCUUCAGGCGAGAAAGGGUCUUCAGGGACCGGUUGGACCCACUGGCCUUCCCUGAUGACCAUCUAUAUGAAAGAUACAGGUUUUCUGCAGAUGGCAUCAGGUAUCUAUGCAGACUACUGGGUCCCAGGAUUAAGCACCGCACUGCACGGAGCCAUGCACUGAGUGUGGAGCAAAUGGUUUGUGUGGCCUUGCGCUUUUUGCUAGUGGAGCCUUCCUGUACUCAGUGGGGGAUGCAGAACAGCUGAACAAGGCCACAAUUUGCCGCACAAUAAGGAGUGUGUGUCUGGCUAUCAAAGCAUUAGCAGAUGUCUUCAUCUCCUUCCCUGGCCACAGAAGACUCUGUGACAUCAAAGAGGAGUUCUAUAGGAUUGCAGAUGGUCUGCAAUGCUGACUGUGUGAUCAGCAAUGUUGUGGCAAAAUGGCCUGGCUCAGUCCAUGACUCCAGAAUCUUUCGGGCCUCUGAAAUCUAUCAGUGCCUAUCACAAGGUGAAUUCUCUGGUGUGUUGCUGGGAGACAGGGGGUAUGGCUGCCAGCCUUUUCUCCUGACACCUUUCACAGACCCCCAGGAAGCACAGCAGGCCUACAACCAUGCCCAUGCCAGGACCAGGGCCAGAGUUGAAAUGACCUUUGGCCUCCUGAAGGCACGCUUUCACUGCCUUCACAAAUUAAGGGUCAGCCCUGUUAGGGCAUGUGAUAUUACUGUGGCUUGUGCUGUCCUCCACAAUGUGGCCUGCCUGAGGAAGGAGAGGGCCCCCAGAGUGCCACCAGCCAUGGACUGGGACAAUCCGGCAAUCUUCCCUGAUGACGACAGUGGUCGGCUGCUGAGGGACCAAUAUGUGUUGAAUUAUUUUAGUUAGUAUGUGUGCUUUCAAUUUUGGUUAAAUAUGUCCUGCGGUGGCAGAGGAAUUUGGUUUU